AUGAAAUAAUCAUAAAUGAAUGAGAAAGAUUAUUUGUAUAUGCUCUAGUCCUAAGAUGUCUAUGGAAAAGAGGAUUAUAGACUUACAAAUUAAACAGGAUGUACAGAACACUCCAAAUCUUAAUCAUUAUGUUUUGAUUAAGUCAUACUAGGAUCUAGUUAAAUUUUAAAUAUUCCUGACUUAUUAUUGGAUAAGUACUAAUCAAUAUGGAAAAAAAAAAUCAUAAUAAUUCAAUCUCACUACAAAGGACAUUUACAAAGAAAAAAAUAUAAAAAUAUGAAAAAAUGGGCAAAAUACAGAAAAAAUGUUUAUUUAGAGUUGAUAAUGACAGAAAAAGAUUAUUUAGCCGACUUAAAGUCUAUCAUUCAUAACGUUAUGAUAGCGGCAGAUUAAUUUUAGUUAUUACCAGAAAAUGAGAUAUAAAUAACUUUUAAUGUUUUAUAGGGAUAUCUAGUGUAAGAUUUAAUAUUUAUUUUAGAAUAAUUUUCUCAUUAUCAUCCUAAUUCAUGUUUCGGAAAUGUAUUAGAAAGAUUUAUUCCUUAUUUUAAAAUAUACUUCAAAUAUUAUUAUGAAUACAAGGAUUAUCAAAUUAGGGACCUACGAUAAGCAUAUCCAGCCUUUGAUAAUCAUUUGAACAUUUUAGAACAAGGCAAUUUAUUUAGAGGAUGUGAUUUAAAUUCAUUUCUAGUCAAACCUGUACAAAGACUACCAAAAUAUGCCUUAUUAUUAAAAGAUUUAGUUAAACACACUUGGAAAACCCAUCCUGAUUAUGAUAAACUGAUAAAAACCCUUGAGUCAUUUCAUUCAGUUACAGGCCAAAUAGACAAAUAAAUGGGAAGUAUUCUAAGAAAUUAGGCUCUCUUUGAUCUGCAAAAAAAGUUUUUCGAUGUUUUGUCUUAGAACAUAGUCGAAUCAACUAGGAACUUUAUUUUAACCGAACCAAUCUACUUAUUAAGACAAGGUCAAGAAGAACUUGUACAGCUAUAUUUGUGUAGUGAUUUAAUAGUGUUGUCAAAAAAAACAUAAGUUAGCGAAUAGAGAAUAAAUGAAAGAUUAUUAGAAUAUGCUUUUCUCGAUGAAAAAUCCUAUUUAGAAGAAGAUAAAAACGAGGUUCUACAAUUGGCAGUGUGUAAUUAGGAUAAAGAUGACAAAUUUAUAUUCCUAUGUUAAGAUUUAGAAUAGAAACAAAGAUUAUUCUAAGAGUUUUUUUAAAUCAUCAAGAUGAUAUGCGAAAAAUAUUUCUCUCAAACUAUUUCAAUCUAAUAAGAAUAAAAGAAUCAGCCAAUUAGGGUUUUUGUAACUUCGAUAUCGAGAGGAUAAUCUAGAAUGCCAUUUAAAACCUUUGCUAAAUAUAAUCUUUCUGUUGUUUUAGAUAAAAAAGAGUACAUAACUUGGACUAGACAUAAAAUAUUAUUGAGAAUUCAAAAGGCUCUAAAGAAACAAUAUAAAAAAGAAUAUUUAACUGAAAAGGAUACUAAUAUUCUAUUUUAAGAUUAUAUUGAGAAAAAUCUAAAUAAGCAAAAUAGUGAUGGAAGAAAAGUUAUUGUUGAAACAUUUGUAGAGACUCUCUUAAACUCUUGCUAUUUAAAAUCUGCACCUGAAUCGUAUCUUUAAUUUCUCGGGCUCCCAUUGGGAUUUUAUUAAAACAACCAGAAUGUUAGUUAAAUGAAAUCUACAAUAGUAGAUUCAGAAUCAUCAAAAUCAAGUUAAGAUUCUUGA
This is a messenger RNA of Paramecium tetraurelia, 1719 nucleotides long. RefSeq lists its product as uncharacterized. The record is from RefSeq and is a predicted model, not a curated record. The transcript is spliced from 5 exons. Gene Ontology annotation, molecular function: guanyl-nucleotide exchange factor activity; protein binding; phosphatidylinositol binding. Lineage: Eukaryota; Ciliophora; Oligohymenophorea; Peniculida; Parameciidae. Gene Ontology annotation, biological process: intracellular signal transduction.